AUAUUUCAUUUAAAAGAUGGAAGUUGAUAAGAAUAUAAGCAAACUUUUGCUUGGCGACACUCAAAAUAUUCAAGAAUAUAUUAAAAAGAAUUCACAAAAAAUUAACGAAAUAAGUUCACAAGGUGUGACAUAUCUGAUGGCAGCUUGCCAAGUGGGCAAAACAGAUCUUAUAAAUUUCUUAAUCGAGGCUGGAGCUGAUUUGGAUAUGAAGGGUGGAGAUGGCAAAACAGCUCUUGAUCAUGCUGUGGAGUG
Molecule: messenger RNA, 252 nt
Organism: Octopus sinensis (East Asian common octopus)
Lineage: Eukaryota; Metazoa; Mollusca; Cephalopoda; Octopoda; Octopodidae
Product: protein VAPYRIN-like
Exons: 2
Molecular function (GO): protein binding
Source: RefSeq, a predicted model, not a curated record